AUGGCUUUCUAUUCUUUGCAAAUGUUGAACAUUGCUCUUGAAUUGGCAAAAACCAGACCAGUUUAUGAAAGUAUUGCUUCCAAGUUUUUCGAACAUUUUGUUAUCAUCGCGGAUGCCAUGUCAUAUACCGGUGGUGAUGGUGGUGAAGAAAUUUCUCAUGAUUCUUUGUGGGAUGACAAUGAUAAGUUCUACUACGAUUCUAUUAGAUACGAUGAUGGUUCUGUUGAAUCAUUGCACGUUAGAUCAUUGGUUGGUUUGAUUCCAUUGUAUGCUUCCUUGACUUUGGAGCCUGAUCUUUUGGACAGAUACCCAAGAUUUAAAAAACGUUUGAACUGGUUCUUGGAACACAGAAAAACCAUGUCUGAAAGAAACAUUGCAUCUAUGGAAACUAGAGGUGUUGGUGAAAGAUUAUUAUUGGCCUUGGUGUCCAAGGAAAGAUUGCUUGCUAUUUUGGAUAGAAUGUUGAAUGAAGAUGAAUUUUUAUCUGAUUAUGGUAUUAGAUCAUUAUCCAAACACCACAAGGAUCACCCAUAUGUCAAAGAAGUCAAUGGCCAACGUUUUGAAGUUGCAUAUUUGUCAGGAGAAUCAGAUUCCGGUAUGUUUGGUGGUAAUUCCAACUGGAGAGGUCCUAUUUGGUUACCAACCACCUUUUUGUUGGUGGAAGCAUUGCAAAGAUUCUACUUGUACUAUGGUCCAGAUUUGAAGGUUGAAUGUCCAAAAGGAUCUGGUGAUUAUUUGAACUUGGCUCAAUGUGCUCAAGAAAUCCAACACCGUGUUAUUCGUAUCUUUUUGCCAGAUGAAGAAGGUAACCGUGCUUGUAAUGGUGACAAUGACACUUUGAACAAAGACCCAUACUUUAAGGACUAUGUUCCAUUUUAUGAAUAUUUCGAUGGUGAUACUGGUAGAGGUUUGGGUGCAUCACAUCAAACUGGUUGGACUUCAUUGGUUACCAAAUGGAUUCAUGACAAUGCAGCAGCCAACAGAAUGCCAAAGACACCUGCCACUCCAAAGAAUAGAAAGAGUGAAUCUGUUAUUUUGCAUGAAACUGAAUCUGCCGAUGCUGCCACUGAAGAAGAAUAUUUUAAGCAUGCUCCAAGAGCAGGUCCAAUUCCAGGAAGUUUAGGUAGAAGAAAAUCUGGUAAAUCAUUGUUGAACUUGACUGUUAAUGCUUUGGAUUUGAACGAUGAUGAAGAACAUGCCACUACUAAAGCUGCCGUUGCUUCUGAAAUUGGUGAAAGACAUAUCACUGAAGAAGAAUUGAAUAAAUUACAGAAGGUUCAAUCUGGUGCUUCCAUAGAUUCUGGAGAAGCUGCAUUAGUUGACCACGAUUUGUUAGAACAAGUUAAAGCUGCUUUUAAGAAAUAUAGAUCUAGAGGUGAUGAAUGUGAUGGUGAUGAAGUUGAAACUAGAUGUUCCUAUUUGUAA
Candida tropicalis MYA-3404 is the source of this 1425-nucleotide messenger RNA. RefSeq lists its product as uncharacterized. The transcript has a single exon. Gene Ontology annotation, molecular function: Glc3Man9GlcNAc2 oligosaccharide glucosidase activity. Gene Ontology annotation, biological process: oligosaccharide metabolic process; protein N-linked glycosylation. The record is from RefSeq and is a predicted model, not a curated record. Gene Ontology annotation, cellular component: endoplasmic reticulum membrane. Bases 1 to 1425 code for a protein of 474 amino acids. Lineage: Eukaryota; Fungi; Ascomycota; Pichiomycetes; Serinales; Debaryomycetaceae.